This is a messenger RNA of Belonocnema kinseyi, 3309 nucleotides long. Its product is annotated as organic cation transporter protein. Gene Ontology annotation, cellular component: membrane. Gene Ontology annotation, biological process: transmembrane transport. Gene Ontology annotation, molecular function: transmembrane transporter activity. The transcript has 3 exons. The record is from RefSeq and is a predicted model, not a curated record. Lineage: Eukaryota; Metazoa; Arthropoda; Insecta; Hymenoptera; Cynipidae. Bases 825 to 2543 code for a protein of 572 amino acids.
UUGGGACCAAUGGAAAUACUCCUCAGACCGUUUCAUUUUCCACAUCCACUUCUGCAAUUGAGUUCAAUGGCAUCGGACGUUGCUUUGCAAGCCGCUUUUUAAGAAAGUCAGAUAUCCAUUUUUCUGCAACUUUUCUAGCCUUCGCUACGACUCAAUUCGCCUCGCCUCCUCUCGACAAGUCUCGCGUUGCAAAGUGUCCAAAUUAUCUCGAAAAAUUUAUUUUUUUAUUUCUUCUCCCAAUUUAAAACUACGUGCUUCGGUAUAAGUGUCCAAAAAAUAAGGAUGCUGAUAAAAGAAAAACAACAGAAUGAUCCAGAAAAUUUUCACCUAGAUGAUCGUCAUGAAAAUCUUUGGAUCGAAUGACACACCUUUUUGCAGUGAAGAGAGAUUUGAAAGGCAAGGCAUGCAAAGAGCGCAGCGAAGACGAUUAUCCUCGUAAAAAAAAAUAAAAUAAAUAAUCGAAUACAUUCACCGGCCGGCUCUAAGAUUGCAGCUGAAGCAAGAAAAUUAAUUUUUCUUGUACUCAGUCUCCUCUCCACAAUCUUUCUUGCUACGUUGGACUGAUCGAUUUAGCUUCAAGGAUCAGAUAUUUAAACAAAGGUCGAUGCCGAGUAAAAAAAGUAUCACCCAACUGCAAAACUUGUCACACAGAUGAUCCUCAUGAAACUCUGGAUCGAAUAAAAACAUCUUUGUGUUAGAAAAUUUUUGAAAGUCAGGGAUAAAAAAAGUGUACCUAGAUAAAUCAAGUGUUUUGAAUCAACAGAGAACUCAUUAGCCUCAAAUUUCUGAUUCUUUAAUUCCGAUACCUGUAAAACAAAACCAAAAUGGCUAGCGUCGAUACCGAUUUAGAAGAGAUGAUGUCCCAUCUCGGGGAAUUUGGAAAAUAUCAAGCAUGGCAAUUUGCAUUACACAUAAUAGCUGGUUUAACAGCUGGAUUGCACAUGAUGACCCUAACAACUGUAGCUGCCGUACCCGAACACAAGUGUCUCCUACCUCUUGACCUUGAAAACACAACCUUGCAGCUACUUGAUUCCACGUUUCCGGAACAACAAUGGAAUCAAUCCGCAAUCAAUCAAUCAACAAUCCCCCAAUCUCCAUUGUUCCACCGAGGUCCCAGAACAAUACCAGGAGACACCUGUUCCUAUCUCGAUGAAAACAACAACACCAAAACCUGUUCAGCUUGGCUAUACAACACAACCUACUAUCAAUCAUCUCGAGGUAUAGAAUGGAACUUUGUCUGUUCGAGAAAAUGGAUGGGAGCUGUUGCACAAUCAACCUACAUGUUUGGUGUUUUCGCUGGUGCUGUCAUUUUGGGAUCAAUGGCUGACAAGUAUGGUAGGAAAAUCAUCUUCUACAUCUCCGCAGUAGCACAAUUGAUCCUCGGUGUUUUGGUAGCUUUCGUACCAGAAUACUACACUUUUCUGAUCAUCAGAUUCCUCUAUGGUGUUUUUGGUUCUGCUGGAGCAUACAUCACUGGUUUUGUUCUGACAAUGGAACUUGUUGGACCAUCAAAGAGAACAAUUUGCGGUAUAUCUUUCCAAGCAGCUUUCGCAACCGGGUUUAUGUUGGUAGCAGCUUGGGGAGCAGUCAUCAAAGACCGAAUGUGGCUACAGAUAAUUUAUGGUCUUCACAGUGCUUUGUUGAUUGGGCACUGGUGGCUAAUGGACGAGUCUCCCAGAUGGUUGUGGGCACAAGGUCGUGUUAGAGAAGCAGUGACAAUAGUCAAGAAAGGACUGAAAAUGAAUGGAACAGAGGAUCAUCUGGAUAUGGCUGAUCUCGUCUCGAAAAGCAAAGCCUCUGCAGAUGCAGACAAAUCACAUGGUGGACUGGAUCUCUUCAAAACACCCAAUCUCAGAAAGAAAACAUUGAACGUUUGUCUGAAUUGGUUUGCGAACUCGAUAGCAUACUAUGGCCUGUCUCUGAACGCGAAGAAUCUGGAUGGAAAUCCAUUUUUGAUGAUGUUUUGUUCUGGGCUUGUUGAAAUCCCGAGUUAUGUUUUCACCACUUGUUUGAUGGAUCGUACAGGAAGGAGAAGUUUGCUGAGCACUUUCAUGUUAGUUGGUGGAAUAUGCUGCAUAAGUGCAACUCAAAUUCCGGAAGAUCAAAAAACGGCAGUGACGAUCAUCAGUUUAUUGGGAAAAUCCUGCAUUGCGGGAUCGUUUGCGAUAAUUUACAAUUACACAGCUGAGUUGUUUCCAACUGUUGUCAGGAAUACAGCUCUCGGGAUUGGUUCAAUGUGUGCAAGGCUCAGUGGAGCUCUCACGCCGAUGAUCAUGUUGUUGGAUUCUUUCAAUCCGAAAGUACCACCUACCGUUUUCGGAUUUAUUGCUCUCGUUUCCGGAUUUUUGGCUCUUUAUUUACCGGAAACGAUGAAUCAGCCGAUGCCGGAAACUUUGGAGGAUGGUGAAAAUUUCGGGAAGGGAGACACUUGUUUUACGAGUUGGAGAGGCAGAAAUAAAAACAGUGAAUAUGAAAUUGCGAUGCAGAAAGCUAACGAGGAUGAGAGAGAUGAAAGGACUAAUGGGAAAGCUGUUGUUGCGUAAACUUCUAUGCGUUAACACAUUAAAUAAUUAAUUCAAUUAAUUAUUUUCUUUUAAUUGAAAAAGAAAGUUAAUUAAUUCGUUACGUUUUAAUAUUAUUUCUGAUGAAUUUAUUAGGUUAAGAAUUUACAUGUUUCUUACAAGAGAGAUAAACAUGUUCAUAGUUGUCUUCUCAUAAACAUGUUUGUUUUAUUUAGUCGCACAUUAAAUUUAAAAAUCACUUACUUGAAUGGUACUUAAAAUCGAUACCUCCAUAUUAAAACAGCCAACAGGUGUGGUAAUUAAUACGCUCUCUUUUAGUAUAUUACUGAGAAUUAUUUUUAAUUCACUUAAAUUCCUUUGAAUUCACAUUGAAUUUAUUUGAAUUUUUAAGACUUCUGAAUUCUAUUCAAUUCUUCUGAAUUUCUUGAAUUCUUUUUAAACUCUUUUAAAUUCUGUUGAACUCUUUUAACUUCCUUGAUAUUCUUGGAAUUACUUUGAAUCCCCGGAAUUAUGUAAAUUCUACUAAAUUAUUUGAAUUAUCUGAAUUCCUUGAAAUCUUGUAAUUCCCUGAAUUUAAUAAAAUCACUAAAUUCCCUAAACUGCUUGAAAUCCCUCAAUUUGGAGAAAUUCCUGAAUUCCAGAGAGUUCCAACUCAUUCCAAGAAUUCAGAGGAGUUCAGAAGUAUAAUUCAAGGAAUUUGAGAAAUGUAGGGAAUUAAAGAAAUUCUGAUAAUUCAAGAAAUUUCAAGAAUUCGAAGAAUUCAAAACAUUCAAGGAAUUUAUAAAAU